AUGGCCCCUACCUACCUCGACACCCUCGACGCCUUCACCAACUUCCUCGCCGCCUACACCCACACGCUGCUCUACCUGCGCACCCUCUACCCGCGCACCUCGUUCGUGCACGCGCGCUUCCACAACACCUCGGCCUACCAGUCGCGCCACCCGCUCGUCUGCGAAUGGAUCCGCGAUGCCAUCGACGCCGUGCGCACCGAGCUGCUCGACGGCACCGUGUCGCGCAUUGCCGUUGUCAUCUUCGGCCUCGGCCACGCCCACGCCCACGCCCACGCCCACGGCAACGCUAGGCCCAGCGGCACCGGCGACGUGCAGAUCAUGGAGCGCUUCGUGCUCGACGUCGACGCCUUCCCCGUCCUCGACCGGGACGAGCGCAACGUCGGGCUGGAAUGGGCCUCGUCGCCGCCCUCGUCGCCGCCCUCGUCGCGCGCAUCCUCGUCGCGCUCUGCCUCGCCCUCCUCGCACCCAGACGGAGACAACACACCGAGUCGCAGCCGCAGCCGCAGUCGCGAGCCUCGACCCCUCGACGUGGGCGUCGACACAGAUCUGUCCGAGCAGUUCCGCGCCGCGCUCAUAUCCCUCACCACGCGCUGUGCUCAGCUGGCCCCCUUGCCGGAACACUGCUCCUUCAACAUCAGCAUGGAGCUGAAAGACGAAGCCGACGUAGAUCCUCCCGUGGGGCACCCACAGGCCUGGAUACCGGUGCAGCCUAGUCUGCAGAAGACGGGCCGGCGGAACGAUAGACGUGCUACCGUGGAGGACGAGCCCGAGCACGGCUCGACGCAGGAGAGCAAGGCAGAAGACAAGAGGAAAAGAGGGCAAGACUUGGGCGGUGUGAGGGUCACGCCGAUCAGGACCGUCGAGGCUGGCACGUUUCGCUUCGAGACGUGGGUCGAGGAAGGGAGGGCAAAGUUUGCAGACAUGAGUGCAAAGGGCAAGGGAAGGGCGGAAGUCGGUUUCUCGAGCUCUGGAGAACGAGGCUUCUAA
Molecule: messenger RNA, 987 nt
Organism: Ascochyta rabiei
Lineage: Eukaryota; Fungi; Ascomycota; Dothideomycetes; Pleosporales; Didymellaceae
Exons: 1
Coding region: 1-987 (328 amino acids)
Cellular component (GO): zeta DNA polymerase complex
Source: RefSeq, a predicted model, not a curated record